Messenger RNA from Solea senegalensis (Senegalese sole), 2513 nucleotides. RefSeq names its product solute carrier family 25 member 34 (gene slc25a34). The coding region runs from base 644 to 1687 and encodes 347 amino acids. Lineage: Eukaryota; Metazoa; Chordata; Actinopteri; Pleuronectiformes; Soleidae. The transcript has 5 exons. The record is from RefSeq and is a predicted model, not a curated record.
CUUGGGGGGGAUGUGGUGAGGUGGCAGGCACAACUGGAAAUGUAUUGGCUGUGGCCGGAGACAGUGGGAGGAGACUUUGACAAUGAAUGUGCUGAGGGCACAUGUUUACAAUGGUCAAGGCAGAAGGAGAAUGGAGCUGCAAAAGGAUCUGUUUUCUCACUUCAAGAGGUACUUUCUGCAUUUUCAAGAGGGCAAACAAAGAUUCGUUUUCUGCUCGUGUGGUUGUAGCUGGUGCUUGAUGUGAUUGUAGUUGUGUGUUGGUUUGAAUGAAUUGAACUGGAGGAAGUUUGUGUGAGUGUGUGUGUGUGUAACAAAGAGAGAGAGAGAGAGUGAUCUGCUUUUCUGAAAUACUUCAAAUCCUCUCUGGCUGCAAAUGUUGGACUUCUGUUUGAUGUAAGUUAAGGGCUGAGGUGUCAGACCAGUUUGUCUGCAUUCUCCUUUCAGAUGGUGCAAUGUUUAAACACACAGAGAGAGAGAGACAGCUAAUGCAAGUCACCACCACAGCAGCAACAGUGUCGUGUCAUCUGAGAUUCGGGAAACCUGAACACUCACACCUGAAUCAUCACAAACAGCCAAACACACACUUUCUGUUCCCUAUACGAUCUUACACAAGAGGAGAAACGGUCAUGAUCACUUCUCAGGGAUGACCAGUGCUCAGCUGCUGGAAACUUCAACCAAAGAAUCUAUGUUUGGUGCUCAGCCUCCUCACAGGAUGACCUCCACUGUGUCCUCAGUCCCCAGUGGGGUUUUCGGACCCUCGCUGCCCCGUCCGGCCGUCUGGCCUCCCCUGGACUUUGCCCUGGGUGCCAUCGCCUGCUGUGCAGCCUGUGUGUUCACCAAUCCCCUGGAGGUGGUCAAGACUCGGCUGCAGCUUCAGGGAGAGCUCCGUGCCCGGGGAUCCUACCAGAGACAUUAUCGUGGAGUCCUGCAGGCCCUGUGGGUGGUGGGCCGCAAGGACGGGCUCCGGGGCCUGCAGAAGGGACUCUCAGUCGGGCUGAUCUACCAGGCUAUGAUGAACAGUGUGAGGCUGGGCUCUUAUUCCUAUUGUGAAGCUCUGGGAAUCACCUCGUUCCACGGGGGCAGUCUGCUGUCAGGGGCAGCAGCUGGAGCGAUGGGGGCCUUCAUUGCUUCUCCCGCCUACCUUGUGAAGACACACCUGCAAGCUCAGACUGUGGAGGCCAUCGCAGUCGGUCACCAGCAUAACCACCUGGGAGCGUCCGAUGCCUUUGUCAACAUCUACAGACGACAGGGUUUGGUUGGUCUGUGGCGGGGCGUGAACGGGGCCGUGCCUCGCGUCAUGGUGGGAUCAGCUGCUCAGCUGGCAACCUUCACCUCAGCCAAGGACUGGGUGUCACAUUCUCAGUGGUGUAGUCCAAACCACUGGCUCACAGCUCUGGUAGCAGCCAUGAUCAGUGGAGUCGCGGUGGCUUUCACGAUGACGCCGUUUGACGUCAUUAGCACGAGGCUCUACAAUCAGCCGGUGGAUGAAUUUCGCCGGGGUCGUCUGUACCAUGGAUUUUCAGACUGUAUGCUGAAGGUUUGCCAAGCCGAGGGUUUGCUGGGCUUGUACAAAGGCAUGGGGCCCGUCUUCCUGCGCUUGGCCCCACACACAGUGCUCAGCAUGCUGUUCUGGGACAUGAUGAGGCACCAGGCAGCGAAGGACCGCCAGAGCCAAGAACGAAGCUAAAACAGUGCAACGAGUCUUGUCAUUGUCUUACGAUACGUGCUGGACUCGUUUAGAGCCAACGAACAAACAAUGAUGAAUAUAAAGCAGUGAUGUGGAACUUUUAAAUAUGAACAAAUGUCAUGUUUCAAAUGAUUCCAAUGACUUCAGACAACGUUGACUGAGCUCCGCUCGACUCUCUGUAUAUGUCACCCGGCACAUAGAACACGAAAAAGGGAUUAAAAUGUUAUUUUUUAUCAUUUCACUGAGAAUAAACAAAAACAGAGGCUUGAAUAAUUAACGCUGAACAAAAGUUACACAUUGCACAGUUUUAACUCACACCACUUUCAUGCCUUUUAUAUGGUUGUCAGAGCCAGUUCCAGCACUCCUCCCCAAAACUGUCAAACUAUGACUUUAAGUGAGACUUCGGAUGCUUGACAGAAGAUGAACGCACAUGCUGCACAGACUCUGACUCUUCUUACAUAAUAUGCAGUUGUUGAUUUGCCUUAAAAGAAAAGCCCUGAGUAUGUUACCAGAGAAGUGGCUCUAUAUAUGUAAAUGAACCCUGGAUUACUUAGUGUUCAUUAUCUUCCAUGUCUGCUGUGUCACGGUUUUAAUGCAACACUUUAAUGUUGACAUAAUGUCUGUAGUAUUUGGGGGGGAAGAAAAAAAGAAAACAUGCAAUGGAAUGUUUUUGUUUACUGACAUGAACCACUGGUACUGAAAGCCAAGAAUGCCAUUGAAUUCUGAUGUUUUCAUUUGCAGGAAAGAGAACCUACGACUAACGUGAGACAUUUAAACAGCAAUUCAUUGUAAUGGUAACAUUAAUAAAGAUGUUUUGUAUAAAAUA